This is a messenger RNA of Phycomyces blakesleeanus NRRL 1555(-), 612 nucleotides long. RefSeq lists its product as hypothetical. The transcript has 2 exons. Lineage: Eukaryota; Fungi; Mucoromycota; Mucoromycetes; Mucorales; Phycomycetaceae. The record is from RefSeq and is a predicted model, not a curated record. The coding region runs from base 1 to 612 and encodes 203 amino acids.
AUGAAAUUACCCUAUUUUUCCAGUGCUACGUCCACUGCCACCGCCAUACUAUUCCAUAUCAAUGCUGUUAUCAGUUUUCUUAAGAUAAACUUUGUUAUAGUCAAGGGAAACAAGCCUAUACUCCCAUCUACACUUCCUUUAGUUCUAAAGGGAGAGAUUUUUAUGAAAGAGUCCGAGUACAAGCAUUUGUCAUCAAUUAUCACAAGGUAUAUGAUGAUCAAAUGCUUGUUCACUGUCAUCAGGCUGGUCGCUCUGAUAAUUUUGUCAACAAUCGGAUACACAAAUUUGAAUCAAUCAAUCUUCUCAGCCAAAUAUACAGGAGCAAAACAAGAAAUUAGUGCAGGCCAGAUUCAGUACCUCUUUGUAAAUUUGUUUGUUAGUCAUUCGAGUCAGAAUGAAUUUGCAUGUUUACAAUGGUACAAGGAGAUUGUGCUUCAGCCCAGAGCAGGAGAAGGAGUUGAGGCAAAUGAGGUGGGAUUCAAAGAUGAUAGCAUGAACAGUAUUCUUCAGGUACAUAGAAUCUGCUAUCCAGUUGCAGUAGGUGAGCACCUUGGUUUAGAAGGCAAAGCUCAGAUGUGUGUUGUUCCUUUGCUAGGAAAAAUAUAUUUUUAG